Messenger RNA from Chelmon rostratus (copperband butterflyfish), 1427 nucleotides. RefSeq names its product zinc finger protein 180-like. NCBI's taxonomy places the organism in Eukaryota, Metazoa, Chordata, Actinopteri, Chaetodontiformes, Chaetodontidae. Gene Ontology annotation, molecular function: RNA polymerase II cis-regulatory region sequence-specific DNA binding; DNA-binding transcription factor activity. The transcript is spliced from 2 exons. Gene Ontology annotation, biological process: regulation of transcription by RNA polymerase II. Bases 76 to 1254 code for a protein of 392 amino acids. The record is from RefSeq and is a predicted model, not a curated record.
GCUAGCACCACACGAAAUUGACUCUAUAAAUCCUCCUCUUGGGGCCAUUUACAUCCAUAUAACGGUGAUCUUAAAAUGUCUUCUCGGCUGCUUCUCAGGGCUUUUGUUAACGAGCGACUGACAGCUGCUGCCGAGGAAAUAUUUCAGGUGUUUGAAAGAACAAUCGCAAAAUACGAAGAAGAAGCUUCCAGCUCCAAACAGGAGAUUGAGCGGCUCAAAGGUCUGCUGCUGGAGUUUGUGUCAAAGCAGAAAACAGACUUAUCUCAGUCGUCCAUCUGUAAAGAGGAAACUCCCUGUGAGCAGCAGCUCUGUGAGCAGGAGCCGAGCCUCAGCAUCUGUCAGAGGGACCCAGAGCCUCGACACAUUAAAGAGGAAGACCAUGAACUCUGGGCCAGUCAGCAACAAGAAGAAGAACAGGUUGAAGAGUUUAAGGAUGCUGGCGACUCAUAUCUGCUUCGGUCAUCUGUCUGGGAGAAAAAUGAGCAGGGGGACAUAAAACCGCCCUUGCAAAAUCAGACUCAAAACAGUGAAAGUGAGGAGCCGUCUCAGGAGCUGCAGGAAACUAAAACCGUACGCUUCAUUCUCCCUCUCGCCUCAACUUCACAAACUCUGACCCAAAAUGAAAAUGUCCACGAUGGGAGGGAAAACGAAAGACCUGCUGCAAGUUAUACAAACCAAACACAGACAGACCAAAGUCAGAGCGCCUUUAUAAUUUCCACAGAGUUAUCUCAUUUGAGCUCAGUUGCACCUGACUAUCGUUGUCAUUUGUGCGAUAAAUCUUUUUCCUCCAAUCACCACUUGAUAAAUCACGCUUUUCGCAUCCACUCGAAGGAAGCAGACGUCCUCUGUGCUGUGUGUGGAAAGACCUUCGAAUCCAGCGAAAGUCUCAAUGUGCACCUCAGAUCGCACAAGGGCUCAAAAUGCUGCCACGUGUGCGGUAAACACUGCAACGGUACGACCGCUCUGACCGAACACAUGGCCAGCCACGCCGGGGUGAAACUGCACCGCUGUCAUGUGUGCGGAAGAGAGUGCAGCCGGAAAGGAGAUUUAAAGAUACAUAUGAGGAUUCACACGGGCGAGAAGCCUUUCUGCUGCUCUUACUGUCGUAAGAGUUUCACCCACAGCGGACAUCUGAGGAAGCACAUGAGAAGCCACACAGGAGAGAGGCCGCACCGGUGUGACGUCUGCGGCAGAGGGUUUCUACAGAGCACACACCUAAAGUACCACCUAAGGACUCACGCUCAGAAAUAUUGACUUGUUCAUCCACCUCUGAUCAGAUUGAUCGAACCUCUAAUAAAAAAGUGUAAUACAACCCUGAUUCCAAAAAAAGUUGGAUGCUGUGUAAAACAAAUAAAAACCGAACGCAGUCAUUUGCAAACAAACUGUGUUUAAUGACAGCAGUUUUACAAAGUGUUCCUGAGCCCAUG